CAUUUCCAAUCUGGACCGCAAUGGAGGAAACCUCUUCCAAGCAGAUAUGGCCGUUCGGCUGCAAAGGCGAAGGCGAAGACGUGCUCACAACCGAGGGCAAAACCUCGCCCACUAUCAGCCAACUACUGGAGAGGGCGGAGGUGGACGCUGGGGAGUAUUCUUUCGGCGGGCAGACCACACUCCUUCCUGCUAUUCCCGGACUUUUCAUUGAGGGAAUUGGGUCGAUCCCUGUGCCGUUGACUGCAGAGAGGAAAGAUAAAUUACUUGCAAUCAGCGAACAAGUAACCAGCAGCUCAUGGAAACUUCGAACGAGUCAAGUGACCAUGAAAAACCCAAAGUGGGUGGCUGGAAUGCGGAAAUUGGGUGAUAAAGUGGGUGAUAGACUGGGGUUCAAGCGGAUUAAACUACAGUGCGAGUUGAAGGAGCUGCUUGUAUUUGGACCAGGAGAGAAGACUGACAGGCAUCAGGAAAACAACGAGGACGGCGUGGUGGCCACGAUUGCGGUGCAGCUGCCGUCGGAGCAUUCGGGCGGAGAGUUGGUCGUUUACAGAGGACGAGAACUGCAGUUCCGACAUGAUUUCGGGACAGCAAAGAACGCCGCUGCCUUCUUACCGCAUUAUGCUGUGUACUUUGCAGACGCUCCACAUGCUAGAGAAGAGGUGACGAGUGGGUAUCAGCUGAUCUUGAAGUACUCACUUACAUUACCAAGUGAGAUAAAACACUUGAAAGAAGCCAAGGGAGAUAAACCAUUGAGCGAAGAACUGGCAGAAGUAUUGAAGCAGAUCGAGCCAGAGGACGAGUGUUUUGCCUUACUGUUGGAGGGUCAGUACAAGGAGGAAGAUGUUCGGACUCAAGGUACUGAUGCACUUAGCAAAAUGGACAAAACGAGAUACCGAGCUCUACUGGAAGCCAACAGUUUGAUUCCCGAAGACAAGGUGCUAGUGUUUCAUAUCGCACAACUCUGCCAUGCUGUCCAACAAUAUGACGGUACAUUGGGGGCUCACAAAAAUCCCAAAUGGAAGGCAAAAUAUGCGUUCUGGCAGGACUACGAUCGAAAAGACUUCGUUGUGUGGUAUUCUGUUGACGGGAAGAAGUACGGUGACGCCGUUAGAACGAUGUACGUCAAUGAUAUCGACGGUCCCAGCGAGGAAGAAGCAGGUGCUCCAACGUUCACGCCAACAUUCUUGAACCCUGGCAGACUGACGCUAUCAGAGAUAUGGAAAGCCAACGGUUAUAAGCUGUAUGAUGGCUUCAGUGGUGAUCGAAUGAAAGGAACGGUUGCUCUCCGAUAUGCUGUGUUUGCCUGGCCUGCAACAAAGAAUAUGGAUUACACUUUCAAGUUCGCCAACAACGAGGCAGCGGCCGCUGUUCUCCAAGGCCAAGAGUGCGUUGAUGCAAACAGUCUGCGUAAAUUUAUGGAAAGAGCUAGCGAAGAGGCAGCAAAAAAGAAGCGACUCGGAUCAUCUCGCCGGUAUAAUCGCGAGGAUCCCAAGCUUAACACGUUGAGCUUUUGCCAAAUGAUGACCGAUUUGAUAGUGAAGGCUGGUGACGCAACUUUGGUUGGCCUAUUGUUGGAAAAAUUUGUCAUUGGAGUGGACAAGAAAAUCAUGUUCGCUGACGGUAUUGCAUCGCUAACCCAGGCUUUCGAGUGGGCAAGCGUCAAAGAUGCUGUACUGAACGCUCUGAAUACGUCGAAAGUGAAGUACAGCUACAGCUGGGAAGCAGAUGAGAGUAUUCAGUUGAUUUUACAAGUGCUAAAACGUCUGAAACGUGGCGAAGCCCAGACAGCACUACUAGAAGAGGCAGUGAAAAAGGCCAUCAACUUCCCUCCAAAAAUACUAGUGAAGGCGCGGUGCCGGAGCCUGCUCAUCAAAUUGACCAUCGAGUAUGGUGAUGUGGUGAUUCUCACUCGUCUGGUGGACCAUUUCAAAACAAUCAAGCCAAACGACUUAAAUACUGUCAUCAAGGCGGUCUCGGAACAUGCUACAGAUUUGAAUCCAAACGAUGAAAAAUUCGCAGUUUUAGCGUCGAUUGUCGAGCCGCGUUUGGAGUGGCUGAACCAACAACUGGACAAGCUCGACAAACCGUUUUCAUGGGAAAUGCCUGAUGCGAUUUUCGUUGACAAGGCGCGCGUCCAAGCCUUUCUCCGAGGUCCUGAGAUUGUGAUGACAACUCGAGGUCUGGUUUACUUUAGAGACUUGCAGCACGCCCAACGGUGGACGCGCCACACUCAAGAGAACGCGUCGUUUGAGCUGACAGCGGAAGGAAGUGGUCAUGACGCGUUUGUUACGAUUACCAAAGCAAGACCCGUCAUCUUUACGAGAAACAACAAGCACACGUGACAAAGCUGAAGGAGGAAAAAGAACUGUUGCUCACAAAUCGAUUCAAAGAUUUAGCGGACAACAGAGGUAAGAAACGCCAUCGUGAAGAAGAUGAAGUUCAAGAUGGAGAUGCUACCAUGGAAUAAUCCGUGCUCCUACGGAGAAGUUCAUUCACGACACUAUUGAGAAGUGCGAUUUCUAUUAAGGUCUGUCUGUGAUCGUUCGAUGGGACAAAAAGUGGUAGUUUUCACGCCACUUUGGAAAAAAAAAUCUUCUGUUUUUCAUUAAAGGGAAUUUCCCAGUAAUUGCAAGCAUAAGUGUCGACAUUUGAUUGAUGUUUUGAGCCAACCCGAUGGAUCGUUUUUCUGAUGAAGUUACCACGGUUGGAUUGUUCUCGUUUCUUGGAAUCGCACUUUGACAGACACUGAUCACCCAAAAAUUUCCAAGCCUCAUUUGUCAUUUUUCAUUUUCGUGGAUACCCCUCACGCAUUUAGUGAUGAUGAACUUCGGCAUGGAGUCCCUACUACGCAAGGCCGCGUCAGCUGGCCCUCCACAACGCGAGCAAGAGAAGGAUUUUGAGAAAGGAAAAUGGCCUUUCGGCAGUCAAGGUACACCCGAUACUGUGC
This is a messenger RNA of Phytophthora nicotianae INRA-310, 2947 nucleotides long. RefSeq lists its product as hypothetical. NCBI's taxonomy places the organism in Eukaryota, Oomycota, Peronosporomycetes, Peronosporales, Peronosporaceae. Bases 21 to 2342 code for a protein of 773 amino acids. The transcript has a single exon. The record is from RefSeq and is a predicted model, not a curated record.